Messenger RNA from Podarcis raffonei (Aeolian wall lizard), 2494 nucleotides. It is a transcript of the gene UPF3B, whose product is annotated as UPF3B regulator of nonsense mediated mRNA decay. Gene Ontology annotation, cellular component: nucleolus; cytoplasm. Gene Ontology annotation, molecular function: mRNA binding. Bases 1 to 1617 code for a protein of 538 amino acids. The transcript has 10 exons. The record is from RefSeq and is a predicted model, not a curated record. Gene Ontology annotation, biological process: positive regulation of translation; nuclear-transcribed mRNA catabolic process, nonsense-mediated decay. NCBI's taxonomy places the organism in Eukaryota, Metazoa, Chordata, Lepidosauria, Squamata, Lacertidae.
AUGCUGCUGCCGCCGCCGCCGGCGUCCCGCUCUCCCCCUCCCGUUCCUGCGAGAGCAGCGGCGGCCAAUGGGCGCGCGGAUCUGGCGAGGCGCGGGCGGAGGGAGGCAUCGGCGGCGCGGGCGGGGGCGUUGACGGGCGAAGGCCUGGUGGGGCUCUCCGCAUUCGCAAUGAAGGAAGACAAGGAGAACGCGCGGCCGAAGGAGAAGCGCGGGGCUCCCGUCACCCCGACCGGCAGCGUGGGAGCAGCGGCGGGGGCGGUGGCAGCGGACGCCAAGGCGGGAGGCGAACCGGACAGGCUGGAGCGUCCGAAGGACAAGAAAGAGAUCCUGAGCAAGGUAGUGAUUCGACGCCUGCCUCCCAGCUUGACCAAGGAACAGCUUGAAGAACAUCUCCAACCUUUGCCUGAACAUGACUAUUUUGAAUUCUUUGCUAAUGACUCCAGUUUGUACCCUCACAUGUUUUCCAGAGCAUACAUCAACUUUAAAAACCAAGAAGACAUUGUUCUGUUCAGGGAUCGCUUUGAUGGUUAUGUUUUUGUUGAUCACAAAGGUCUAGAAUAUCCUGCCGUAGUGGAAUUUGCGCCGUUUCAAAAAGCAGCCAAAAAGAAGAGUAAGAAAAAGGAUGCCAAAGCUGGAACCAUUGAAGAUGAUCCAGAAUAUAAGAAGUUUUUGGAAAACUAUAGUGCUGAUGAUGAGAAAUUAACAUCCACCCCUGAGACAUUGCUGGAGGAAAUAGAAGCAAGAAACAAAGAAUUAAUAGCAAAAAAAACAACUCCUCUGUUGAACUUCUUGAAGAAUAAACAGCGGCUUAGAGAAGAAAAACGAGAGGAGAGGAGGAGGAGAGAACUAGAGAGGAAAAGACAACGAGAAGAAGAAAGAAGAAAAUGGAAAGAGGAAGAAAGAAGGAAAAGGAAAGAAGCAGAAAAAACAAAGAAAGUGGAGCGAUGCCCAGAAAAAGAAAGGGACAAAUCAAAGGAUGAACCAAAGAUUAAGCUACUUAAGAAGCCAGAAAAAGAUGAAAGAGACUUUGAAAAGAAAGAAAAGGCCAAGAAACCGGAGAAAGAGAGCCUGAGGGAGGAAAAGCCAGCAAGUGCAACCAGCAGUAUGCCAGCCAGGCGCUCCGAUGGGGAGGCGAAGGAGGAGAAGUCCAAAAAAUUGGAAGAUGACUGUGGAAAAGACUAUAGAGAAAGAGAGAGAGAAUAUGACCGAGACAGAGAGUAUGAGAGAAUGCAAAGAGAAAGAGACAAACUCCGACGCCAAGAAGAAGAGAGAAGGAGGCAGAAAGAGCGCUUCGAGAAAGAGAAGGUUUUUAGAAGAAAGGAGGAAGAUGUGAAAAGGGAAAGAGACUCAUUGCGAGAGAAAGGGAAGAGAGCUGAAUUGGCAGAGUACAUGGGCAAUGCAGAAAAAUCUGAGAAAGUAACCAAAGAGGAGAAAAAAGAAGAUAUGGCUAAGAGGGAUCGCAUUAGAAACAAGGAUCGCCCAGCCAUGCAGCUCUACCAGCCAGGAGCUCGGAAUCGAAGUCGUUUGUCAGGCUAUGAUGAAAGCUCUGCAAAGUCACCCGAUCAAGGAGUGGAUAAGAAACAGGAGUGCGAGACCAGUAACACAAAAGAAGAGUGACAUGUGUUGUGCUUCCUCACUGACCUAGCAGCCAAAGAGCAUUAACUUUGUAGUCCAAAAGUGCCUUGUAGAAAAGAGGAGGGAAUAAAGGGGGAACAGUACUUUUGGAUGUAUCUGGUUUCAGGUCCUCGUUGCACAUUUGGGACUGUGGGCUUGGGCGUCCUCAAUACAUGUUCAGUUGUGGGAGGCAGUGGCAGCAAAACCACAAGGGGGAGAAAACUUCCAUCUCUGAAGAAUGGAAAGGCCUUGUCACCCUAAAAUAGGACGAGUGGUUGCCCAGAAUGAGUGCUGUCUUUCAGAUAAAAGCCACGAACCAGUAUUUGCACUUAACAUACAGCCAUGUUGGAGCCUCAUGUUUGUUCAAGUGUUAAAUGUCUUUUACCACUGUGCUGUGUGGAGUGUGGUCUUCUGACCUGUUUCAUUAACUGGAGGUAGGGUGGGAAGGUCCAACGUAAUCUUGGUACUGAAGACAUCUUUUUGUCUGGUGUGCUGCUUGUAGCCGACUGCAAAAUGAAUUUUCAGAACAAGGCAUGGAUGCUAAUAUUUUUCUUUGUUCUUUCACUUAACAUUUGUAUAGCUUGAAGGAAAAUGAACUUCGCCAUAGGAAUCGUGUUGUUGUUUUUUACACAUGUCUUCUAAAGUCCAGAUAUAGAUGUAUAUUGAAGGUAGCUGCAUAGUCCUCAACAGUCCCUGCAUUCGACCUUCUUUUGUUUCCUGGUAUCUCAUAGGAAAAAUGAUCCGUCUUAAUUGUGCACUGUUUUUACCGAAGCUGUAGAGCAUCUGGCAACCCAGGAAAGUUUUGCUAAGAGUUGUACCUCCUCUUUGUGGCAGUACCCUAUUUGAUACUUAAUAAAACUCUAUGAAGUAGCAUUUAAAA